AUGGGGACAGAUCUGUACCGUUGUAGCUUUACGUGGCCGCGUGUAGAAGGCAGUAUUGAGAAACAAAUAACGCCACAAGUAGUCACCUCUUCCGAACCGGAUUUUAUACCGUUGGAAGAACUGCUCGACCUGGAAAUGUGCCUGAUUUUAUCCGGAACAGACGAACAGGAGGCCUGUGAAAUGCGUCUCACCUUUGCCCCACUGUACCUGCCCCGGGCCGUUUCGCUGGUAGUUGAAUGUCCGGUCAUAGAAUGUUACUACAGUCGGUUAAACGAGUACCACAGCACCUGCCACGGCGAGCUGGUGUACACACUGGAGGAUGUUAAAGUGUUCCGGUUCGAUAUACGCAUCGGCAAGGACAUUGAUGAACUGCAGUUGAAAUUCAUCUCGAAUAAAGGCGAACCUCUCUGCCUGUACGGUACAAGGCUUUAUCUGACACGCAACACCGAUCCGCUGCGAACGAUGAUGGCAAUGAUGGGUGGAAGGAAAAUUGAUCCAGUCGCUGUGCAGAACCGUUUACAAGCGACUGAUCUGUCUGAGAAGGCGGAAAAAUGCAAACGUAUGAUACUAGGUUCGAUGCUUUCGUCGGAACAGAACAUUGUGAAUAAUAAUGCCGUGCCGGAAGUGGCGACCAAACAGGAAACAGAUGUACCACCGUCAGAUAAGACUACUUUGCCGACGCUUUUCAGCAAGAUGGAGCUACAGCCGGGUACCUUACCAAUGGAAAUGGUAAUGAAACAGUAUAUAGAUGCAAAAUUUAUCGAAUUAAAACAGCUGCUGGAUAAUCGACUGUCUGCCCUGGAAGCCCGGCAAAAUACUAAGUUAGAUCGCAUACUGACACUGUUGCAGGGAGGAGAAAGUGAAUCGACCGCAAACGUAGAAUAAAUGUGUCUC
Messenger RNA from Anopheles maculipalpis, 894 nucleotides. RefSeq lists its product as uncharacterized. The record is from RefSeq and is a predicted model, not a curated record. NCBI's taxonomy places the organism in Eukaryota, Metazoa, Arthropoda, Insecta, Diptera, Culicidae. The transcript has 2 exons. Bases 1 to 885 code for a protein of 294 amino acids.